Molecule: messenger RNA, 1379 nt
Organism: Nematostella vectensis (starlet sea anemone)
Lineage: Eukaryota; Metazoa; Cnidaria; Anthozoa; Actiniaria; Edwardsiidae
Product: developmentally-regulated GTP-binding protein 1
Exons: 13
Coding region: 111-1211 (366 amino acids)
Biological process (GO): cytoplasmic translation
Cellular component (GO): cytoplasm
Molecular function (GO): GTP binding; GTPase activity
Source: RefSeq, a predicted model, not a curated record
GGGUUCCCUUUGGAAUUUCCGCUGGGAACUGACCGCGGGCUCUUAAUAUUUCAUCCCGGGAAAAGACCAAAAGUACACGUGAAGGUUAGGCGGAAAAUUUUGCCACAAAAAUGGGGAUCUUAGAAAAGAUUGCGGAAAUCGAGAACGAGAUGGCUCGCACCCAGAAAAACAAGGCGACGAGCAACCAUCUUGGGUUACUUAAAGCUCGCCUCGCCAAGCUACGGCGCGAGCUCAUCACCCCUAAGGGCGGGGGGGCCGCCACGGGGGAAGGUUUUGAUGUCGCUAAAACUGGUGAUGCCCGAAUCGGGUUUGUUGGUUUCCCAUCUGUCGGCAAGUCAACAUUAUUGACCAACCUAGCUGGUGUCUACUCUGAAGUUGCUGCCUAUGAGUUUACAACACUUACCACUGUCCCAGGUGUGAUUCGGUAUAAGGGGGCCAAGAUCCAACUCCUGGACUUACCAGGUAUCAUAGAAGGGGCUAAGGAUGGUAAAGGUCGAGGACGACAGGUCAUUGCAGUUGCUAGAACAUGUAGUUUGAUCUUUAUUGUUCUUGAUGUGCUGAAACCUCUUGGGCAAAAGAAGCUGAUUGAACAUGAACUUGAAGGAUUUGGCAUAAGGCUUAAUAAGACGCCACCAAACAUUGGGUUCAAGAAGAAAGAGAAAGGAGGCAUCAACUUGCAAACAACUUGCGCUCAAUCAGAGCUGGAUACUGAUGCAGUCAAAACCAUCCUGGCAGAGUAUAAAAUUGCAAAUGCUGAUGUCACCUUAAGAUAUGAUGCCACAGCUGACGACCUCAUUGAUGUAAUAGAAGGCAACAGAGUUUACAUUCCAUGUAUCUACCUUCUCAAUAAAAUCGACCAAAUAUCUAUAGAGGAACUGGACUUGAUUUACAAGGUCCCACAUGCUGUCCCCAUCUCUGCACAUCACAAGUGGAACUUUGAUGAUUUACUAGAAAAAAUGUGGGAAUACCUUAGACUUGUUAGAAUAUAUACUAAGCCAAAAGGUCAACUACCAGACUACGAGUCCCCUGUGGUGCUAAAGAAUGGGUUAAACAGUAUCGAGGACUUUUGUAACCAGCUGCACAAGAGCAUUAUGAAGGAGUUUAAGCAUGCUUUGGUUUGGGGUGCAUCUGUAAAGUACAGUCCACAAAAAGUUGGAAAAGACCAUGUGCUCCAGGAUGAAGAUGUGGUUCAAGUUGUAAAAAAGGUUUAAUCUAUUUACGUCUUGAGAACACCAGAAAUAAAGAUGAGAUGAAUUAAGAGUUACAGCAUCAAGUGCAGUGUUAGAGUUAACACAAGGAAAAUGGCUAGCAGGACCAAGCUCAAUAAACUUACAUGUAAACAUGUAGAGUAAGCACAAGGAAAAGGUACACAUGUACAG